This is a messenger RNA of Pisolithus orientalis, 630 nucleotides long. RefSeq lists its product as uncharacterized. Lineage: Eukaryota; Fungi; Basidiomycota; Agaricomycetes; Boletales; Pisolithaceae. The record is from RefSeq and is a predicted model, not a curated record. The coding region runs from base 1 to 630 and encodes 209 amino acids. The transcript has 2 exons.
AUGGAUCUCUUCCUUCCCCUCUCCCCUCUCGAUGACCUCUUCGUCGACUGGCCCCCCUACCUGCGAGGCGCAGACGGCUGUCUCGCUCUUCCUCCUCCACCUGACUUGAUCUUCCCAUCCUCUCCCUCUGCCUCAGACACAUCCUCUUCUGUGUCCACAGGAAUGCUGUCCUCUCCGGAACCCACAUACGGGUCGAACGCAAUGCGCAUCUCAGUCUGUGACGUCCCACUCCUUGCGCCCCGUCCGCUCCCCUACCACUCCCCCACAUUUCUCCACUUCGACCUCCCAGACUCGGACGAAGACCUCUCUCACCCCCCCUAUACCCACAGGCCACCGAAGCGGAAACGGUGCGACUGCGACGACCCUAAGCUUUGCGCCGCUGAUGGUGACAUCCACGACGAUCUCCCGCCACCUCCACCCACGAAACGCCGCGCUCGCAUCCACGCAUGGCGCUCCCGUGUCCAUCGAGAACAGCCGAUGCCCCUCCAACAAUUACCGUCUCAGCAGCCACAGCAGCAUCACACAUGGUCCCAUCACGUUUCAUUACUACCGCCGCUGGCCCCUCCUAAUCGAUCAUGUGGCCCUUCCCUUUCCGCUGAUCAGCCCUUCGGGUGGUGCCACCACCCUUGA